Molecule: messenger RNA, 1563 nt
Organism: Symbiodinium natans
Lineage: Eukaryota; Dinophyceae; Suessiales; Symbiodiniaceae
Source: the annotation of a GenBank genome assembly
AUGAUGUGGCACACAGAGGCCUCGCUGGGGAUGCUGCUCAUGAUUUUCAUUGCGGGAACGCUGCUCGAGGUGCGCCUGGUCCUGUGGACUUCUCCGGUGGUUCUUUUCGUCGCUUUGCUUCUGUUGGCAGUGUCGGGAACGACGAUCGGCUACCUCAUCUGCCUCGCGUGCCCCAGCACUCGCCUGGCCAGCAGCGUGGCGCAGUUUAUCCUGGCCUGGGUCAUCUUCUUUGCGCCUGCGGCCCCCGCUGUUGCGGUAGUGCCGGCCGCCGGCAAGCAAUCGUGGACAUCGCUGGUGCUUCCGGUCAUCCCCGCUCACAGAGCAGCUUUCGAGCUGACAGCUGCUUGCGUUAAGGGCCGGUGCUUGGCAGCUGAAGAUGUGAGAGACGCCUUCAUGGCCGGGAGGUGGGCAGGGCCACUUACCAUGCUCUUUGGGGUGCAGGGCGGCCCAGACAUCGACAUGACCCCCGCAGACGCUCUCAUCAGCUUCAUGAGCAUGAACGUGGUGCAGAUCGCCAUAGGAGCCGCAAUCAUCACCCUCCUGGACAGGCGUCAGUGCCCUGUUCUGAGCGAGACAGGUAGGGGGCAGCUUCCGCCUGAGACCGCCAAUCCGGAGACGCUGCUGGAAGUGAAAGGCUUGAUGCACAGCUAUGGUUGGCUUCCCUCCAGGGCGUCGCCAGAAACCUUUACACUUCAUGGCGUAAGCUUCAAGAUUGACCGGGGAGAAACUUUGGGCCUCUUGGGCCCCAACGGCGCCGGGAAGACCACGGCCAUCCGAUGCAUCACUGGCGAAGAGGGGCCACGAAAAGGUUCAGUGAGCAUCGGCUUUGAAGCCGGUGGGAUAAGCAUUGGCCUCUGCCCUCAGGAAACUGUGAUCAAUGGUGACCUUACAGUUGCGGAGAACUUGCUCUUUUUCGCAUACGUACGAGGUGUGCAAGGCGAUCGUGCCUGGCAGUGUCUUGAGGAGAUCCUCAAGGCCACACGCCUUGAGGAGAAGCAGAUGGAGCUGCCAGAUGCGCUGAGCGGUGGCAUGCGGCGGCGUCUGGCAGUAGGCUGCGCCAUGAUUGCGACGCCCUCGGUGGUGGUGCUUGAUGAGCCAACGACGGGCCUGGACCCAGUGAGCCGGCGUGGCAUUUGGCAAACCAUCACCGAGGUGAAGCAGGCUGGCGGCUGCUGCCUACUCACCACGCACAUGUUGGAGGAGGCCGAGUUCCUUUCCAGCCACAUCGUAAUCCUGCGCAGGGGUGUGGUCGCUGCAGAGGGAUCAGUGCAGGCUCUGAAGAACGAGUGGGGCCAAGGCUACAUGCUAAGUGUUGACAGUGAGGAGUCCAAGGAAGAGGAAGCCCAGGACUUCGUUGCUUCUCUGCUACAUCCAUCGGACAGAACUCCUGUGAAGUCGCAGAGGUAUGGACAGGCGACGUACAAGUUCUCCAAAGAUGAGGAAGCUCUGGGCCACCUCAUUAUCGAUAUCGCUCGUGGCAAGGCCAAGCACGGCAUUCGCCAUUGGGGCGUCUCUCAGGCUUCGCUGGAAGAUGCAUACGUGCGUAUCAUCCAGCAGGACUAG